Myiozetetes cayanensis is the source of this 1398-nucleotide messenger RNA. It is a transcript of the gene FBLIM1, whose product is annotated as filamin binding LIM protein 1. The coding region runs from base 1 to 1059 and encodes 352 amino acids. The transcript has 8 exons. NCBI's taxonomy places the organism in Eukaryota, Metazoa, Chordata, Aves, Passeriformes, Tyrannidae. The record is from RefSeq and is a predicted model, not a curated record. Gene Ontology annotation, molecular function: filamin binding. Gene Ontology annotation, cellular component: focal adhesion; stress fiber. Gene Ontology annotation, biological process: cell-cell adhesion.
AUGAGCAGGAUUUUGGGGGAGCGGAGCCCCAUGAGACCGGGCAACUCACCACACAGGUCCGGCCCUUCCGCGGCUCCAGAGAUGCUGCCAGGGAAGGCAGAGAAGAGGAUGGCUUCAUCCAUCUUCAUCACUCUGGUGCCACCACGGAGGGACGUGGCCAACAAGGAGAAAACUCACCAGGAGCCAGAGCCGGGUGGUGCUGAGGACCCCGGCACCCACCGCCCCCCGAUCCCGCUGUCGCCCCCCACACUGCCCAACGGAGAAACCCAUCCAACUGUGCCUGUGCCUUCAUUCCCACCGGUCCUCAUCCUCUCCGAAGCCCCCCAGCCCUUGUCUGCAGAGUCGCUGUGUCCGGCACUGCAGCAGCUGGACCUUGCGGCACCCGCCACCCUCCAGCCGCCCAAGCUUUGCCAGGUGCAAGCGGACAAGCCGCAGUGGCAGGAUGCCAACGGGUACCCUGAGCGGGACAGCUCCAGAGACAUCUGUGCCUUCUGCCACAAAGCACUGGGGCCGCGGGAGCCGAUGGUGGAGGCGAUGAGGAAGCAGUACCACCCCGGCUGCUUCACCUGCCGCACCUGCCAGCGGCUCCUGGCCGGGCAGCGCUACUUCCAGAGGGAUGGGCAGCCCCUGUGUGACACCUGCUACCAGGCCACGCUGGAGAAAUGUGCCAAGUGCCAGGGGCUGAUCACGGAGCGCAUCGUCCGUGCCCUGGGCAAGGGUUUCCACCCCGACUGCUUCUCCUGCGCUGGCUGCAGCCGCGCCAUCGGCGCCGAGAGCUUUGCCGUGGACGAGAGGGGUGACGUGUACUGUGUGCCCGACUUCUACAGGAAAUACGCCGCGGUCUGCAGCGCCUGCGAGCGCCCCAUUGUCCCCUCUGAGGACAAGGACACCUACAAGAUCGAGUGCCUGGGACGCAGCUUCCACGAGAGCUGCUACCGCUGCGAGAGCUGCGGGACGCCGCUGUCCCCGGAGCUGACAGAGAAUGGGUGCUACCCCCUGGACAGCCACCUCCUCUGCAAGUCCUGCCACAUCCACUGGCGGAACGAGUCGUCCUGCUGAGACCCCACGGCUCACCCAUCUCUGUCGUCCAGUGCCAGACACCACAAAGGAGGUGUUUUGAGGGUGAUCCUGGGUGUCUGCUGCACCCCAAAAUUCCUGCAGAACUGGUGUUUUCAUCUCCAAAACAUACCUGGGCCCCUGACCCCCAGGGCUGGCCGGGGGAGCAGCGUGGAUAUAUCCCGACACAGCCCUGCACUCACCAUGAACAUGAAAUGGCCUGACAGAGCAGCAGUGGCAGAGCAGAGGUUUUAUUCUUUAUUUCUUUUUUUAAACUCCUUUUUUAAGGCCAGUUUGGUUUUCUUGGGUGUUUCUUCUUCCUUCUUGAGCCUCUUUGGGGUU